Cynara cardunculus var. scolymus (artichoke) is the source of this 2019-nucleotide messenger RNA. Its product is annotated as serine hydroxymethyltransferase 2, mitochondrial. The transcript has 15 exons. Gene Ontology annotation, molecular function: serine binding; glycine hydroxymethyltransferase activity; pyridoxal phosphate binding. Gene Ontology annotation, cellular component: cytoplasm. The record is from RefSeq and is a predicted model, not a curated record. Gene Ontology annotation, biological process: tetrahydrofolate interconversion; L-serine catabolic process; folic acid metabolic process. The coding region runs from base 139 to 1698 and encodes 519 amino acids. NCBI's taxonomy places the organism in Eukaryota, Viridiplantae, Streptophyta, Magnoliopsida, Asterales, Asteraceae.
UUUCUUAAUUUAGGUGAAGAUAUCUCGUCCUCCACCAACCCACUCACUCACUCACCAUCUUCCCCAACAUCACCAGAAACAACCAAUUGGCCAGAUCCAAUCCAUCUAUCCAAUACCCAUAAACCACAAGGAAGUUACAUGACCAUGGCAAUCGCACUUCGACGGUUGUGUUCGUCACACAACAACCAUCAUUAUCUUCAUCGACUAUCCAAUGGAUCUUCCCUUUUUUACAUGUCCUCUUUGCCGAAUCCAGCAGCUAAUGACAUCGAUGUUUCACGUGUCAAUUGGACGAAGCAAUUGAAUGCUCCACUUGAAGAAAUUGAUCCUGAAAUUGCUGACAUUAUUGAGCUCGAAAAAGCUAGGCAAUGGAAGGGAUUCGAGCUCAUACCUUCAGAGAAUUUCACCUCGUUGUCGGUGAUGCAAGCCGUUGGAUCAGUGAUGACGAAUAAAUAUAGUGAAGGUUAUCCUGGGGCUAGAUACUAUGGAGGAAACGAGUACAUUGAUAUGGCCGAGAGAUUGUGUCAAAAGCGUGCGUUGGAAGCUUUUAAUUUGGAUCCUUUGAAGUGGGGAGUCAAUGUUCAGUCACUGUCUGGAUCGCCUGCUAACUUUCAAGUUUAUACCGCGCUAUUGAAACCUCAUGAGAGAAUCAUGGCGCUCGAUCUUCCUCAUGGUGGACAUCUUUCACAUGGUUAUCAGACUGACACAAAGAAGAUUUCGGCUGUCUCGAUAUUUUUUGAGACAAUGCCAUACAGAUUGGAUGAAAGCACAGGUUAUAUUGACUAUGACCAAAUGGAGAAAAGUGCCGUUCUCUUUAGGCCAAAAUUAAUUGUAGCUGGUGCAAGUGCCUAUGCUCGAGUAUAUGAUUAUGCCCGUAUGCGCAAGGUUUGCGACAAACAAAAAGCCGUUCUGUUAGCGGACAUGGCACACAUCAGCGGGUUGGUUGCUGCUGGUGUCAUUCCAUCGCCUUUUGAAUACGCAGAUGUUGUGACAACCACGACCCACAAGUCACUACGCGGGCCACGUGGAGCUAUGAUCUUUUUCAGGAAGGGUUUAAAAGAGAUUAACAAAAAAGGCGAAGAAGUGAUGUAUGACUUUGAAGAAAAAAUCAAUCAAGCUGUGUUCCCGGGGCUUCAAGGGGGUCCACACAAUCAUACCAUUACGGGUUUAGCCGUUGCAUUAAAACAGGCAACGACUCCAGAGUACAAGGCAUAUCAAGAACAAGUUCUUGCUAAUUGCAAGAAAUUUUCGCAGAGUUUGAUAGAGAGGGGAUAUGAUCUUGUAUCCGGUGGAACGGACAACCAUUUGGUCUUGGUAAAUUUAAGAAACAAGGGUAUUGAUGGGUCGAGAGUCGAAAAGGUUAUGGAGUUGGUGCAUAUUGCUGCUAACAAAAACACUGUUCCUGGUGACGUGUCCGCCAUGGUACCUGGUGGCAUUCGUAUGGGAACUCCUGCUCUAACAUCUAGGGGAUUUCUUGAAGAUGAUUUUGUCAAAGUUGCUGAGUUAUUUGAUGCUUCUGUCAAGUUGGCCUUGAAAAUUAAAGCUGCUUCCACAGGAACCAAGUUGAAGGACUUCGUUGCAACCAUGAACACAAACAAAUUUGAAUCUGAAUUUGUAAAGAUUCGUGGGGAGGUCGAAGAGUAUGCUAAGCAAUUUCCAACAAUCGGGUUUGAGAAGGAAACAAUGAAGUACAAAGAUUGAUAAAACAUGAUCACUUCAUACAGAAAUGCCGAAGUCAAAGCAUAGUCAAACCUCGAUUCGUGUCUCCGCAUCUUUAUAGUUUGCGAAGGUUCGUAGUCUAAAAGUUGCGUGUUGGAUCUCGGGAGGCUUGUUUCGAAGAUUCGGUCGACAUCGAGAGUUGACAACAUUUGUUGUUCCACUUGUUAUUGUUGAUCAUAGGUUUGUAUAAGAUGGAUGGUGGUUCUGUUUCUUUGAUAAGCAUUAUUAUUGGUUUCUUGUUGAAUUUUUUUUCUUUCAAGCAAUAUAAAUGAUUAUCAAGAGCAUGUUUGGUUGGUUUUCUAA